ACGAUAUUGUCAUCAGGUCGCGAGGCAAUUUCGACAUUCAACCACGCGACUAGCACACGAAACUAUUUCAAACAUGGCAUCAACCAUAAGCUUGGUUCCAAUCCAAGCUUUGACUUCAAUAAAUAAUAAUGGAGUUCAAAUGACAGGACCGUUUAUUUUGGUCAGAACAACAACAACAGUAGCUCAACAAGUACAAGCCCAAAGACGGCUGAAGAAACAGGAACCACUUUCACCAAAAGAACCAGAAAUGUUGCGAUGCAAACGCAGAACAGACGGCAAAGGACUACACCAUUUGCUUCCUAAACCACAACCCGCAACUGUGGCUAGACGUAACGAAAGGGAAAGAAACAGAGUGAAAAUGGUUAAUUCAGGAUUCGAAACUUUGAGGGAUCAUGUCCCGGAUGGAAAGAAGAACAAGAAACUGAGCAAAGUGGACACACUGAAGUCAGCUGUUGAAUACAUCAAACAAUUAAGGCAAUUAUUAAUGUACACUGAUGGUGAAAGUAUGGAUUCCGAAAAUGAAAAUGAUUCAAGGAACAAAUUACAACAAAACGUAGACAGUGAAAUACAUCAGAGCUUACAGUUCUCACAAAAUCAAAAUAACAUUAACAACGACAACAGGACAGUAUGUCAGAACAGUGAACAAUGUCUCAGUGACAAGGAAAAUUAUCAAAGUGGAAAUCUGUAUCAUAGCAAUAAUAACGUGAUGUCUUAUCAGAACAUUGAUGAAGAAAUUGAUGAGAUACAGGAUUCCCGAGUGAUAUACCAACCUUUACAAACAUUCAAUUAUAAUCCGGACAAUACUAUUUCAUUUGACAACACAAAAAAUGGUUACACCGGGGAUAAAACAAUGUCGUUUGAUACUGGAUCUACAACUUCCGGUUACAGUUCGGACAAUUAUCAGUACCAGUAUAGCCCGACAAUGCAGCAUUCACCAGCGACCAGUUACAUCUCUAUGCAACAUAGUCCGUCCACUUCAGAAAAUCUAUCAGAGUCAUUCAGCUCGGAGGAGGACGAAUUACCUGAUCUCAGGUCAUUUUUUCCCUUAUAAAUUUUACAGAAUAUUAUUUGUUGAGAAUGAUGACACCAGCUGAAGGACUUCCAGGCAUUAAUUAUUGGUUUAAGUGGUGGCAUCAACGAUAAUGGACAUUUAUCUGAGUUUUCCGAAUGGAAUUUGAUCCGAAUUGUUCCAAAAGGACUUUCCGUAUUUGUUAUUGAUCUCGAGGCAGCUAUGACACUUUCAAUGGCCGACCAAAUGUGUUCAUAUUUUAUUGAUUGUUUGACAUUAAUCUCACUGUUGUAAGUGAAAUGGCUGUAUUUUUUUAAAAUUCAAAGUUACAAAUGUGCGCUGUUUUUUUGGCAUAAUUGUAUUUGUUAUUAACCAGUACUAUGUGUUCAUAUUAUAGUAUACACGUGUUAUUAAUGUUAUGUUUACUAUAUAUAUUCUGCAUGUGUUCAAUAAUCGACAUAAAUUAAUUGUGGCAUUGACUAUGUGUUCAAGAAGACAUACCUGUUUAAAACAGAUUGUUUUUUAUUAUUAUAAAAGUGCUUCCUUGUUAUAUGUUUUUUACAAUUUUUACAAAUAUUUGAAAUUUUAAGUUAAAUUUUUAAAAUACACAUUCCCGUGUUUUGAAAUAUCUAUGCAAUUAUUUUUGA
Messenger RNA from Mytilus trossulus (common blue mussel), 1656 nucleotides. Its product is annotated as achaete-scute complex protein T4-like. The record is from RefSeq and is a predicted model, not a curated record. The transcript has 2 exons. Gene Ontology annotation, molecular function: DNA-binding transcription factor activity, RNA polymerase II-specific; protein dimerization activity; RNA polymerase II transcription regulatory region sequence-specific DNA binding. Gene Ontology annotation, biological process: developmental process; regulation of transcription by RNA polymerase II. NCBI's taxonomy places the organism in Eukaryota, Metazoa, Mollusca, Bivalvia, Mytilida, Mytilidae. The coding region runs from base 74 to 1051 and encodes 325 amino acids.